AUGCAGAAACAAAGAAGUACGGAGAAAAAUGUUCCUGCAGCAAAAAAGACCGAUAAAACUUCAGUGGGGGUGAGUAAGGGCAUGCCAGCCCACCCACGUUCCCCGUCCCACUCAGUAACCCAGCGGCUUAUUUCGCCAGGAAAAUAUUCAUUAGUGUCAGCGGAGAAACAGCCACCCUCCUCCCAUACCCUCUCUCAUGCCCGCUCAUAUGCUAGUGCGGCCGGGACCCGCUCGCAGAGAUCUGAGAGCGGCGGGGUCGCGGCCACACACACAGUGACUCCUGGGGGGUCUGAAAACCGCUCCGAGCAUUUAAUCAGCUUGGAGCGUGUGCAUUCAGCACCUGCAAGCGGAGCAAGCAGAGAUAGCAGCCGCUCACGGCUUACAUGUAAAGCAGCCCGGUCCCUAGCAUAUAAAGGAGACCGGGCUGAGGAUGAGGGGGCGGGCGGCGGGAGGUCUCGAUCCCCGUCGUGGUCCUCUGCCUCACGGCAGUCAGACUUGACGUGGAGGACCUCUGCCGCUCGUUCCCCUCACACAGUCAGUCUUAAAGGGACAGCAGAGAGCCUCAAUGUGCAAGAUAUGGAGGAAGAUUGUUUUAAUGUGCCCCAAACUUUUCAUCAUAUGGUCACCAACACCGAUACCACUAAAAUGGAUGACAGCAUGACCCCAGCUCCAGCCAUACUUAAGAUGGCCACCAAUACAGCACAUACCACAAAUUUUACAACUAAAAUGGCCACUAUUUCUCCCAAGACAAUUUCUACUGGUUUCAAGACUAUGACCUAUAACCCUCACAUGCCGUUAGAAAUGGCUGAGGAUUUACCACCGUCGGCUGGUUUAAUUAUCCAGUUAAUACAAGACCUGCGUGUGGACUUAAAAAAUGAUCUCAAAAAAGAUUUUGAUAACAUGUAUGGGAUCCUGGAGAACAUUGGUCAACGCACGGAGGCCGUUGAACACAGAUUAUCUACACAAGAAUCCGCUCAUUUAAAAUUGGAAAAAACUGUUAAGGAGCUUCAAAAGCAGGUCAACCAGCAGGCAGAGAUAAUAGCUGACUCUGAGGACAGGAGCAGGCGCAACAACGUCAGAAUCAGGGUGAUCCUUGACACUGUAGACACGUCUGAAUUGUUGAACUAUUUCCAAACUAUGGUCAAAACAAUUCUACCAGAGGCUACCAAUCUGGACUUACUAGUAGACCGCAUCCAUAGGCUACCUAAAUCUAACAAGGCACCAGCAGCAGCACCAAAGGACACCAUAGCAAGACUCCACUUUUUCCACAUAAAAGUAGUACUACUGGGUACUAUCCGCACAUCAGGUCUUCCUGACGAAUACAAAAACAUUAAGAUCUUUCAGGACUUCUCAGCAUACACAAUGAGAUGUCGCAGGGAAUUCGAACAUCUUACAACCGAACUGAGACAAAAAGGGAUACGCUAUAGAUGGGGAUUCCCUACAAGAGUUCUCUUUAAUAUGGAUGGUCGAAAUUUUACGAUUGCCACUCCGGAAGAAGGAUCGGAUUUCACCAAAACUAUUAAUAGAAGGCAGACUCAAUCCCGCGCUCUUUCACCAUCAACCCCACAGCAUGCUCAUAAGAAGAGCAAGGCAAAUGACAAUUGA
This is a messenger RNA of Pelobates cultripes (western spadefoot toad), 1605 nucleotides long. The record is from the annotation of a GenBank genome assembly. NCBI's taxonomy places the organism in Eukaryota, Metazoa, Chordata, Amphibia, Anura, Pelobatidae.